This is a messenger RNA of Rhodamnia argentea, 2294 nucleotides long. RefSeq names its product L-ascorbate oxidase-like. Gene Ontology annotation, molecular function: oxidoreductase activity; copper ion binding. Gene Ontology annotation, cellular component: extracellular region; plasmodesma. Lineage: Eukaryota; Viridiplantae; Streptophyta; Magnoliopsida; Myrtales; Myrtaceae. The record is from RefSeq and is a predicted model, not a curated record. The coding region runs from base 87 to 1868 and encodes 593 amino acids. The transcript is spliced from 5 exons.
CACCCACCCACGGCGAAUAGCGUCCAUUGUCCCGUCCAGCUCCCAACUCACUCUUGCUUUCCUACAAGUUAUUACAUUGCUAUCCGAUGGUCGGCCCGGGAAGCGAAUCGAGGCUGCCGAGAUCAGAUCUAGCGGCCAGAUGGUGCAUUGUGAUGCUGAUCUCAGCGGUUUUGGUUGGGCCGAGCACUUGUGCCGCGAAAACCAGGCACUUCAGAUGGGAAGUGGAUUACAAGUACUGGUCUCCGGACUGCGUCGAAGGGGUGGUCAUGAGCAUCAACGGGCAGUUCCCGGGGCAGACCAUACGGGCCGUGGUCGGCGACACCAUCUCUGUCGAGCUCACCAACAAGCUCAGCACGGAGGGGGUCGUUAUCCACUGGCAUGGGAUCAGACAGCUGGGGACUCCAUGGGCAGAUGGUACAGCCUCCAUCUCGCAGUGCCCCAUCAACCCUGGAGAGACUUUCACUUACAGAUUCAAAGUUGACAAGGCGGGGACAUACUUCUACCAUGGGCAUUACGGGAUGCAGAGAUCGGCGGGGCUGUACGGGUCGCUGGUAGUGCAGGCGGGAGAAGGAGAGAAAGAGCCCUUCCGCUACGACGGCGAGUUCAACCUCUUGCUCAGCGAUUGGUGGCACAAGACCGCGCACGAGCAGGAGCUCGGCCUCUCUUCGGUUCCUUUCCGUUGGAUUGGCGAACCUCAGGCUCUGCUGAUCAAUGGAAGAGGGCAGUUCAGUUGCUCUUUGGCCGCAAGCUACAGCAACUCCACGUCCGCAGCUCAGUGCAAAUUUGGAGGGGGUGAACAAUGUGCACCUCUCAUUCUUCCUGUGCUCCCAAACAAGACUUACAGGCUCAGGCUGGCCAGCACCACCGCCCUUGCUUCUCUCAACUUGGCCAUUGGGGGUCACAAGAUGGUGGUGGUGGAAGCGGACGGUAACUAUGUCCAACCUUUCACCGUUGACGACCUCGACAUUUAUUCCGGCGAGACCUACUCCAUCCUAGUAACCACCGACCAAGACCCACGCCAAAAUUACUGGAUCGCCGUUGGCGUCAGAGGAAGGCAGCCCAACACCUCCCAAGCCCUCACCGUCCUCAACUACCGCCCCAACUCCGCCUCUAAGCUCCCCGCCUCACCGCCCCCGACCACCCCUCUCUGGAAUGACUACAACCACAGCAAGUCCUUCUCCUCUAGAAUCCUCGCCCUGGCCGGCUCCCCCCGGCCGCCGGCGACCCACGACCGCCGGAUCUUCCUCCUCAACACACAGAGCAAGUUCAACGGCCAGACCAAGUGGUCGAUCAACAACAUCUCCCUCUCGCUCCCGCCGACGCCGUACCUCGGCUCGAUCAAGUACAACAUCCAUGGUGCCUUCGACCUGAGGAGCCCGCCGGAGAGCUUCCCGGCGGACUAUGACGUGAUGCGCCAGCCAGCAAACCCCAAUUCCACCGUGGGGAGCGGACUCUACACGCUAGGGCUCAACACGACGGUCGACAUCAUCCUCCAGAACGCGAACGCCCUGUCGGCGAACACUAGCGAGAUCCACCCGUGGCACCUGCACGGGCACGACUUUUGGGUGCUGGGCUACGGAGAGGGAAAGUUCGCGGCGGAGGACGGCGACAAGAGGCUGAAUCUGAAUAACCCGCCGCUGAGGAACACGGCGGUGAUAUUCCCGUACGGCUGGACCGCCUUGAGGUUCGUGGCGGACAACCCGGGGGCUUGGGCUUUCCACUGCCACAUCGAGCCGCAUCUGCACAUGGGCAUGGGGAUCGUGCUCGGAGAAGGAUUGGACGCGGUGGGGAAGAUGAAGAUACCGGGCGGGGCUUUCGCCUGUGGUCUGACGGCGAAGAUGGUGGCGAACAACGACGGCCAUAGCUGAGACAUGCCAAACGGCCACAAAAGAUAAUAUUGCCAAAUAUCGUGUGGGGUUUGACAAGUAUAGAUUACUAUUAAAGUCCUAAGUUGAAGAAUUGCAUUAUUUGGAAAAAUUAAUUUAAAAUAUUGGUCUUUAGAUUGAGUUUAAUUGACGAGAUACGUCUUCGGAAUUUAUUUUUUUUCAUGGUGGAAAAAGGAAAAUCUCUGUGGAUCGAGAUUUUCCGUCACGCAUUUUCCCAACUAGGAUUGAGUUCUUUUUUUUUUUUUUUUAAUAGUAAAAAGAAAAUGAGUGCUGAAAGUUUUUUACGGGGAAUUUUUGCGAAUAUAGUCAGGUCGAUGUUGUAAUUUGUAAUUUAUUUGGAAUUUGGGCAAUUGAAAGUAGUAAAAUUUUCUUAUAGCUCUGUGAAGAAUAUUCAUACGAGGCUUUUUU